Molecule: messenger RNA, 2899 nt
Organism: Drosophila kikkawai
Lineage: Eukaryota; Metazoa; Arthropoda; Insecta; Diptera; Drosophilidae
Gene: fd3F
Product: forkhead domain 3F
Biological process (GO): regulation of DNA-templated transcription
Cellular component (GO): nucleus
Molecular function (GO): DNA-binding transcription factor activity; cis-regulatory region sequence-specific DNA binding
Source: RefSeq, a predicted model, not a curated record
GACCAGGUCAGUCAUCAUCACCAUGAUUGUCAACAUGCCUGUCAAUGGCGCGGCAGGCAGUGCGACCAACAACAAUAACAACAACAACAAUAGCCAGGCCACAAAUCAGAACAAUGGAGGAGCACCUGGUGACUAUGGCCACUUCCUCAAGCGAAAGUACGAGGAGGAGCAGGAACUGGCCUUGGGUCACGACUACGAGGCCAUCGAGGCGAAUCCUUGGAAGAAACGUCACCUGGACUAUGAUGCCGGCGAUCUGCAAUUCCAUUUGCAGCUGGAACCGCCGCCCACGGCUCAUAAUACGCCCACAUCUGGCGUUGCCGCUGCCGCUCCCUCCUCUUCCUCCUUCAUCAACGAUCUGUUUGCCUACGACAGCAGUCUUCUGGUGCCCGCCGCCACAGCCACCGUUGCCGCCGGCGGCGGAGCCUAUUCCCAUUGUCCGCCGGCAAAUGUACCGCUGGAGGAUAACGGCGGCUGGACGGGCGGUGAACUGCUGGAGCUGGAUCAUCGUUACAACUCGGGACUGCAGGCGGAGUUGGGUCACCUGAAUGCCACCUUGCCGCCGCCGCCACCGCCGCAGCCACAACAGAAUCAACAGAACAACCAGAAUCCAAGCCAGAACCCAAGUCAAAAUCCUAGCCACAAUCCAAGUCACAAUCCCAGCCAGAAUUUAAGUCACAAUCCUAGCCAGAAUCUAAGUCAGAGUUCCAGCCAGAAUCCCAGCCAGAAUCCCCAUCAAAACCAAAACUUUUUGGUGCCCCAAAAGCAGCGGAUAUUGACGGCAGGCAGGCGCACCUCCUCGGGCUCCAGCUCGGGCACUGGCUCGGUGGCGGGCCCAGGAACCGAUGCCUCCGAGGCAGACUUUGAGGACAAGAAUCUCUCCUGGUUGCUCAACUUCAAGUUCGAUGAGUUUCCUCACCUGUCGCCGCACCAGGCAUUGGGACUGCCGGCGGAGGGCAGUUCUACGCCGACGGCAACGACGGUCAGCACAUCGCCCUGUAGUUCUGCAUCGCCCACAUCCUCAGCCUCAGCCUCAGCCACGGCAGCCGGCUCAAGCCAUUCCCUGGGAUCGACGGUGAUAGAUCAGCAGCAGCAGCAGCAGCGAGUUAGAUCGCCCAAAAGCUGCGCCAACACGGGGAUGGCUACGCUGGCGGGGGCAGGCGAUGCAGGAGGAGGUGGUGUUGGUAAUGGUGCUGGUGGAGCAGCUGCUGGAGGAAGUGUGGGAUCCACAAAAACGGGACGCAAGUUCGAGGAGCUGGUCAUGGAGGUCACCUCGGAGUUGGACGGUAACGAUAUGAUUGUCGCCGAGCAUGUGGUCGUCGAGGAUACAACGUCCAAGGCGCCAAAGAAACCACCGUUCACCUACACGGAGCUCAUCGAAUACGCCCUCGAGGACAAGGGUGAGCUGACUGUGUCGGGCAUAUACCAAUGGAUAUCCGAUCGCUUUCCCUAUUACAAAUCAAACGAUGACCGCUGGAAAAACUCGGUGCGACACAAUCUCUCCAUAAAUCCGCAUUUUCGCAAGGGCGUUAAGGCGCCCCAAGGUGCUGGCCACCUGUGGGCCAUUUCCAGUGGGGAUUCCGCUGAAAAUGUCCUGGCCUGGGAGCAUAAGAAGCAGCGUUUGGAUUUGUUCUUUAAAAUGGAGUCCAUCAAUCGGGAGCGCAUUCAACAGCAUCAGCAGCAGAUGCAGCAGCAGCAGCAACAACAACAGCAGCAGCAGCAACACCAUCAACAUCAGCAGCAGCAGCAGCAACACAAUUGCCACUCUCCACAGCAGCAGCAUGCAACGCAGCAACAUGCAACUUCCGGCAACAAUUGCCUGUAUGAUGAGGCGGCCGUGGCUGCUGCCACGCUUACCCAGGAGAUGCUGCAGCAGCAGGGGCCAGGAGGCAAUGGAAGCGAUAGCUCCCAGCAUCACAGCAACCAUCAUCAUCAUCAGCAGCAGCAGCAGCAUCAACAACAGCAGCAGCGGUUGCUGCCCUUCAAUGAUCUCCUGAGCGACGAUGAGCUGCGAAAGACUGCAGGUCAGAUCCUUAAUGGAAUACAUCGCGAGGUGGAGGUUCAGUCGGUGAACUCCAUCAUCAGUACCUAUCACGAUGUCUUGCUGGAUAAUGAAGACUAUCUCAAUCCCAUACACAAGGACGUGGUGGUCACGGAAAGUGGUCUAAGACAACAACAUGGCCAUCUGGGCCAUAGUCUGGGCCAAAGCAGCAGCAGCUCGCAAUACUACAUCACCGAGAUUGAUCCCAUGGAGCUGGGCAUACAGAUGUCCCAUCAGGUGGAGCCCUCCGAGGAGGAGGUGCUCUUCAGUGAUGAAUUUAAUUUGAAUUACUUUGGCUAUAAUCCUGGCAGUGAUAUUGUCGCCUGACCGUUGCGCCACAAUAACAACAACAACCGACAACAUCAACAGCAGCAGCAACAACAACAGACGCCUGCUCCAGCUCCUGCUAUUGUUCCCGCUCAGCCAAGCCAUUGAUCCCUGCAACAAUCGUACUUGUAGCCGAUAUAACUCAUAAGCCAACUCUAAACGAAUACUAGUCACACUUUAGCCACACUAACCAGUAACCACCUAAAGACUUUAGGAAGUCCUAGUUCCAGUACCACUCCCAGAACCCCCUCUCCCCCUAUGUAUAGUGUAUUUUUUUUGUGUCAGUACUUUAGUUGAAUAUAACGUAGAUCCUUAGGUUAAGUAGCUUGCUAGCCCUAAGUACCAUAUCCCUAUAUAUAUAUAUAUACAUCUAUAUACGUAUGUCUCUUAGCCCUUGCUCAAGUCCGAGCCUAGUUAAGUGUUUUUACAUCUAGCCGAAUAUCCAUCCAAGCGUAAAUGAUACCAGAAUCUCCUCGAGCAAUACUAAUCCUAGUGCCUGGGAGAAACUGUUUACCCUUACGCAUGUCCGUAGAA